This is a messenger RNA of Nanorana parkeri, 1327 nucleotides long. RefSeq names its product family with sequence similarity 110 member A (gene FAM110A). The record is from RefSeq and is a predicted model, not a curated record. The coding region runs from base 223 to 1215 and encodes 330 amino acids. The transcript is spliced from 2 exons. NCBI's taxonomy places the organism in Eukaryota, Metazoa, Chordata, Amphibia, Anura, Dicroglossidae.
GUGUGCUGGCUCUGGGGGCGGGGUUAUACAUAGGGCCAGGUGAUCAGGAUACAAGUCCAUGUAGACAGAGCAGAGGACUGAGCGAGAGCACCUUGACCCCCCCUCUGUGUGCUGGCGGUCACUGACGUUGGGGGCGUGAAAGAAGUGACAGGACGCCGUGUGAUGUGAAGAGCGCUUGUCACCGCAGCGAGGCGUCGAGACCGAAGACUGCAAGAGGGGACCAUGUCCGUUGGCACGUUGCAAUCUGCUGGGAUGGGAGCCCCGCUCACUGCGGUGAUGCCCUUCCGCAUACUGAACAAAGGCCCCGAAUACUUUCGGCGUCAAGCUGAGAAUGGAGCCCGGAAGCCCAGCGCGGUGGAGAGGCUGGAAGCCGACAAGGCGAAGUAUGUGAAGAGCAAGCAAGUAGCCAGCACCAAGCAAGAGCCCGUGAGGCCAGCACUGUCCAGACAGCCGCUUUUCUCUCCGGGUGUCCGGAGGGUGCUGCUCACGCCCAGUCGCAGGUGCUCACCCGCUGCCCAUCGGGGAGAGAACAGAGCUCCUAAAAGUUCCUUGAAUCUGGAAAUACUUAACAAUCUCAUUAAUAUCUGCGACAGCCCACUGACAUCCCCACGGGCGGACAAAGUUCCCUGGCAGGAACUGGAGAAGACGCAAAAUUCUUCCACGCCAUGCACCCCAGUCAGCCACCGGACUCCCAACACGAUGGCAGUGCGCAGAGUGGACGUCCGACCAGGUGAUGGAGUACCCCGUGUUAAGUGUCCAGAUAUCCUUGUGACCUCCUCAGUCGAGACCCCCGCAAAGUCAUGUCCGCCCGUUGACAGCCCCCUCUGUUCGCCCGCUGGCACCCCAAGUGAAGCGGGCAAAAAGCAAACCCUCCUGCACCGUUCCAAGUCGGACUUGAGUGACCGCUACUCUCGGGCCAGCGCCGACCUCGAACGUUUCUUCAAUUACUGCGGACUGGACCCUGGCGAGGUUUCUAACAUCGGAGCAGAGCACUUUGUCCGCGCCAGCUCCGACAUUGUGUCGCUCAAGUUCCACAGUGUCAGCGCUGAAAGUUCGGAGUACGCCCACUCUCAGGUCAGCGCGGCCACCCAAGAGGAGACGCCGGCUUCCACGCGGAUUCCAUACGGGAUCUCGAUCAUCGAGCGGAACGCCAGGGUAAUAAAAUGGCUGUAUGGACAGCGCCAAACCAGGGAGGCCCAGAAGUCAUCCACGUAGUGGACACCUAUAACCCCUGCGGACGUUAACUGUUGGACUGACGUGCUCUGCUUGUUACAUGGUACGACCUCCUCUGUUUGGGAGUAUAGAAAGCUUGUUUCAUAGUGUUAGG